CGGCAGUUCCGACCUUUGGGAGCUCUUUUGGCGGUGCAGCGGCGGCGGCUGGUGGCGCAGGCGCCCCUAGUCCCUUUGGCGGUGCGAGCAGCACUGCAGCUUCUGCGCCAUCGUUCGGCGGCUUUGGCGCGAGUACGGCACCUGCAGCGGCGCCCGCAUUCGGUGGUGCUGCAGCCGCGGCGCCGGCGGCGACAGGGACAGCGGCGCCUGUGUUUGGGGGCACCACGGGCGCUCCGAGCUUUGGGACGACAUCGUCUUCUGGAGGAGCCGCGCCCAGUUUCGGGGCUCCUGCCAGCGGCCCCUGCUUUGGAGCCACCACCACCGCGCCCUCGUUCGGCGCUCAGACCGCCGCAACCACAACCGCUCCUGCCGCCGGCGGGUUUGGUUUCGGAGCCUCCAGUAGCGGCGGAGCAGCACCGCCC
Molecule: messenger RNA, 422 nt
Organism: Astrephomene gubernaculifera
Lineage: Eukaryota; Viridiplantae; Chlorophyta; Chlorophyceae; Chlamydomonadales; Astrephomenaceae
Source: the annotation of a GenBank genome assembly